Molecule: messenger RNA, 1062 nt
Organism: Bactrocera tryoni
Lineage: Eukaryota; Metazoa; Arthropoda; Insecta; Diptera; Tephritidae
Gene: Nse4
Product: EP300-interacting inhibitor of differentiation 3
Exons: 5
Coding region: 111-1001 (296 amino acids)
Biological process (GO): DNA repair
Cellular component (GO): nucleus; Smc5-Smc6 complex
Source: RefSeq, a predicted model, not a curated record
UCCGAAACGUUUGUUAUUUUGCGCGCUGACAUUGUUUUUGUUUACAUUUCUCAUUUAUGUUUUAAGCCUAAUUUUUAAUUAAAUUAAUAAGUUUCUAAUAAAAGUGAACUAUGAAUAGCACGGCAGAUGAAUUAAAUUCUACUCAGGCGUUGGAUCGAAAACAGCGUCUGAAGGAUUUGAUAGACACCAACAGGGAAAUCCAAACCCGUUUGACAGAACAGAGUAUCGAAGAGACACUCAACCAACUAUCGAAGGUCGUAAAAAAUUCGGAUCUGAUUCAUGGCGAGGGCAAUGUCACCGAUCGCGCGGAGCACACCAGCGAAGUUAUGCGUGACGCGCAAUUGCUGAAGAUGAACCACGAACUGAUGUCCAAAGUUUUUCAGCAGAGUUCAUUAAUGGGAGCUUUCAGCGAGCAAAUCUAUCAAAAUGCAAUCCGACAAACUGUGGCCACACAAGGUCAGGAUAAUUGGAAGCCCUUCACAGAGAUCGCUUGCGCUAUAGCGCGUAUGGCACGCGCGAAAUCCACAAUGCUCGGCGCGUAUAGAGUUGAAGUAAAAGAACGUGUGACAAAAGAGCGACAACCACGCAAGCGGAACGAACAGGCAGAGGAGAAACGUCCUGAGAACAUUGAUAAGCUGCAGCGCAAGGACAAGGGCGCCAAUAAGUUAAAUAUUGUGGGCAACCAAUUGCGUCAAAUGUUAAACAGCAACGGCGGACGCGCCAUACCUUACUACAAACUCAUUAUAGAUCCGAAUAAUUUUAUGAAUACCGUAGAGAAUGCCUUUCAAAUCGCUUUUUUAGCGCGUGAUAAUCUGAUCGCGAUUGAAACAGGCGAGGACAGCUUUCCCCAUGUGCGGCUAGCGCAUAGCGACGAAGUGAAAGCAGUCAAAGAGACUACACAAGCCAUCUGCACCUUGAACCUUGAGAAAUGUCGCGAAAUGAUACUUUUCUAUGACAUUAAACAGCCAAUGCUUACAAUUGAAAGUAAUGAGGACGAUUGAUUCGGUUUUUAAGACGCACACUUUUCAUCUAUCCAAACGACACCAACCAUGUACAAUGUGA